CGUAUCCGGACAGUUCCGCCGCACCGCAAAAGAAGAGCCGUGAAGGACCAACAAGAACAAUGUUGCGCCAGACUCUCCGGAAGCAUGUUGGGCAAUUGGGCUCCCGCCGCGCACUUAGCACAAUUGGAUUGAGCCCGUCUGAGGUGGAGACCCCACUCCCUGUCGUCAACCUUGUCGUUGAGGAGACCCCCAUGGACGAUGACGAAUUGGGUCGCAAACUCAAGCCGAAAGAGGUCGUGGACCAGCUGGACAAGUAUAUUGUGGGGCAGAAAGACGCGAAAAAGGCAGUGGCUGUUGCCUUGCGCAACCGAUGGCGCCGCCAACAGCUUCCAGACGAUCUACGCCCUGAAGUGAGUCCCAAGAACAUUCUUAUGAUCGGCCCAACGGGAUGCGGGAAAACGGAGAUUGCGCGCCGCUUAGCCAAGCUGGCCCAGGCGCCGUUUGUCAAAGUUGAAGCGACAAAAUUCACGGAAGUGGGUUUCCAUGGUCGUGACGUAGACCAAAUCAUCAAGGACUUGUUGGAGAACUCGAUCCAGUUGGUCAAGAAGCACCGGAUGGAGCGCGUACGCAAGGACAUUGCGGGAGUCGUAGAGCAACGAAUCAUUGACGCAUUGGCAGGACAACACACUGGUGCGCAAUCGCGUCAGACUUUCCUGAAACUGCUUCGGGAUGGGGAACUCGAUGAGCGCAUGAUUACGGUGGACGUGCGCAGUUCCAACAACCCGAACAGCAUUGGGGCGAUCUCGAUUGACCCAUCCGGCAAAGUCAACUCGAACAACUCGACCGUGAACGAUCUGAUGAAGGUCAUAUCGGGCGGUAAGAAGAUGGAAAAGAAACAAAUGACAGUCGCGGACGCGCGGCCGAUUCUCGAAGAAAUGGAGCUAGAAAACGCCAUCGACAUGGGCGAUGUCGUGAAGGAAGCCAUUUCUGAAGCGGAGGAGAACGGCAUUGUUUUCAUCGAUGAAAUCGAUAAGAUUUGCUCGUCCGGAGCGUACCGCGGCGCUGACGCCAGCGACGAAGGCGUCCAGCGCGACCUCUUGCCCCUCAUUGAAGGCAGCACGAUCUCCACCAAGCACGGAAACGUGAACACGGACCAUAUUUUGUUCAUCGGGUCUGGCGCGUUCCACUCGGUGAAGCCUUCCAACUUGCUUGCGGAACUUCAGGGACGUCUGCCUAUUCGCGUCGAGUUGAAGGCGCUGACGGAGCAAGAUUUGUGGCGUAUCUUGACGGAGCCCGUGGCCAACUUGAUUGUUCAGCAAAAGGCGUUGCUGGCGACGGAAAACGUGAAUUUGAAUUUCGAAGAAGAUGCGAUCAAGGAAGUGGCCCGCGUAGCGUAUGAAAUCAACCACACGGUUGAGAACAUUGGCGCGCGCCGACUGCACACGGUCUUGGAAAAAGUUGUCGAAGACAUUUCGUUUGAGGCUUCCGAUUACCCUGAAGGCCACGUGCUCACGAUCACCAAGGAGAUUGUGCACGACCGAGUUGGGGCCAUGCUCAAGAAGUCGGACCUGUCCAAGUUUAUCUUGUAAGCUCUGGAUAAUCCACGCUAAGGUACACCUCGACUUAAACGAUUCUCUUUUAAUUCAAAACCUUUGUAAAUGGA
This is a messenger RNA of Aphanomyces invadans, 1603 nucleotides long. RefSeq names its product ATP-dependent protease HslVU, ATPase subunit. Gene Ontology annotation, cellular component: HslUV protease complex. The coding region runs from base 60 to 1529 and encodes 489 amino acids. Gene Ontology annotation, molecular function: ATP hydrolysis activity; peptidase activity; ATP binding. The transcript is spliced from 2 exons. The record is from RefSeq and is a predicted model, not a curated record. NCBI's taxonomy places the organism in Eukaryota, Oomycota, Saprolegniomycetes, Saprolegniales, Verrucalvaceae.